GGCAUCAAGUUCGAGAACGUAGACCACAAGAUGAAGUUCCGCUCGAAGAAGGGCAACUUGCCGUUCGUCGAGCUGAACGGCGAGGAGAUCGCCGACAAAAGCGAGCUGGGACAGAAGUUCGGCAAGGACAUCGACGCAUGUCUGAGCACCGAGCAGAAGUCCAUAUCUCACGCGACGAUAUCGAUGAUCGAGAACCACCUGGUCUGGAUGGUCGCGUGUUGGCGCACCAAGAACCUCGACCUCAUACUCAAGGGCUACAAGGUCAAUCUCCAGCACACCCUUGGCACUCGCAUCCCGAACAGCAUCCUAAACUUCUUCUUCAAGUUCACUUUUGGACGCAAGGGUGCCAAGAAGGUCAAGGCCCAGGGCAUGGGCGUGCACACGCCCGAGGAGGUGCUUCAGUUCGGCUGCGACGACCUCAAGGUGCUCUGCGACAUGCUCGCCGACAAGCCGUUCUUCUUCGGCGACGAGCCAACUAUGCUGGACGUUGUCGCGUUCGCCAACCUUGCGCAGAUCUUGUACAUCGACAAGGAGGUGUCGUUCGCUCUCCGCGAUUAUAUGCAAGAUAAUUGCGCAAACUUGGUCGGCCACUGCUCCAGGAUGAAGGAACGUUGCUUCCCCGACUGGGAAGAGAUUUGCUCGACCCUCGACAUGAACACGCAUCUGCCGAAACCCGAGAAGACAGAAGAGAAGGAAGGCAAGGAAGAUGCUAAAGAGACCAAGGAGUCCAAGGAAGAAAAAGAAGGUGAUAAGGAAAAAGCCGACAAGGAAGAAAAAGACGUCGAGAAGGACAAGGAAGUCGACGAGAACAAGGAGAAAGAAAAGGAAGGAAAAUAAGUUGAUCAACGCUAGACCGAGAUUCACUUGGUCCAACUAUUGUGUAUCGGAGGAGAGAGAGAUUUUUAAUGAGACAGAUUAUGAGGAGAGAGAAAGAGAGAGAGAGCGAAAAUUUAUAUUUAGUGUAUGUUGUGGACUAUUUUAUAUACUCGAUGCUUUCUAAUUAAUCUUAAGAUCGAGAGGAGGGGCUCGAUAAAAACAUGUAUGUGUGUUUUAUUUUUUUUUUUCUCCUUUUUUUAUG
Messenger RNA from Phymastichus coffea, 1078 nucleotides. Its product is annotated as failed axon connections-like. NCBI's taxonomy places the organism in Eukaryota, Metazoa, Arthropoda, Insecta, Hymenoptera, Eulophidae. The record is from RefSeq and is a predicted model, not a curated record. Gene Ontology annotation, cellular component: cytoplasm.